Molecule: messenger RNA, 2619 nt
Organism: Fonsecaea erecta
Lineage: Eukaryota; Fungi; Ascomycota; Eurotiomycetes; Chaetothyriales; Herpotrichiellaceae
Exons: 1
Coding region: 1-2619 (872 amino acids)
Biological process (GO): positive regulation of transcription by RNA polymerase II; SREBP signaling pathway
Molecular function (GO): protein dimerization activity
Source: RefSeq, a predicted model, not a curated record
AUGAUCACUCCUCCGCAGCCAGCCAUGACCGCGCCACUCGAUCUGGAAUCUGCAGGCCGCGAGUUCGACAAGUGGCUGGAUUGGAAUGGGUCUGCAAAUACCUUCCCACGAGCUUCCGAAGAGGCUCAAAAACUACAUACGCUCCCAAUAUCCCCAUCGUCGACCGCGAAUGGGGAUUGCCUCCCUGCCCAACUCAAGACCGAUCUCCUCACCGCCCCUCCUACCCAAGAUCUGUUGACACCCCGGCACAGUUCGGCAUCUCCAGAAUCACGCUCGAGUCUCGAGAUGCGACUCAGCGGAGAUACUGUGAGGGAGCAGCCGACCCCCAGCCUGCGGCCUAUGCUCAAGCGGAAACUGUCUCCCACCGAUAUACCAACAACGGACUAUCGGCAUGACGCACCUACUCCUGCCGCCAAAAAACGGCCGCACAAUAUCAUUGAGAAGAGAUAUCGGGCCAACCUCAAUGAGAAGAUCGCCGAGUUGAGGGACAGCGUGCCCAGCCUUCGUUUCGCACAGAAAACAAAGGUUCGCGAAUCGGUCAACGGGGAUUCCGACGAGGACGAUCUGGAUGGCCUGACUCCAAGCAACAAGCUCAACAAAGCCUCGAUCUUGACAAAGGCCGUGGAGUAUAUUCGCCAUCUCGAGUUCCGGACAAAACGCCUCGAGGAAGAGAACAAGUCUUUGAAAGAACGGCUCGAAACCCUGGACAAGGUCAUUGCUCAAGGCGGUCACGAUGCUCAAAGAGCUGCCGCAUUCACCAGCAACGUGGUCAUAGAAGAAUCUUCACCCGACUCAAACCCUCGUUCCCCUUCAUCCGAAUCGAUAAACACGACCGCCAAUCCGCCCCAGGGACUGAUCCCGCAACCAGAGAGUUGGAGACGUCUCCGACAAAACCAACCGCAAGAACACUACGGCCACAUCUAUGAAACUCCGUCGGAACGCUCCAAAUUCAAGGGCAAAUGGCCGACGAGGAUCGUUCUCGGUUCUAUCGCCACUCUCAUGGUGGUAGAUGGCCUUAGUGAGUCUGAUAUGGGCUCCAACUCGCGCGAGAAAGGCCUAUUUGGAAUUCCUCUCGAGCUACUGGACGGCUGGAAAUUUCUACGGUCACCUCGAAUCUACUUGGCCACUUUCAGCCAGUUCUGUCAGGCCGGCGGCAUCGUACCCUUGAUCAAGGGAUUCAUUGCUCUGACAUUCCUGGCUUUCCUCAUCUUUUCAUACUUGUUCAACUCAAAACCCCCGCCAAAGCCCGAUGUCGAGGAGUUGGGCACGCCCUCGAGACAGGUGCCAGCUCCAGCCUCACCCAUUCAAGUUCGACGCCGCGCCUGGAGCACUAGCAUGCAGGAGCUGCACCUGCCGCAUCACCACUUCUUCCCUGAGUGGAUUGCAAUCACUUGUGAAUGGCUCAAAUAUACCUUUGGUUACCUCUUUGGGGCACGGGCAUACGCUUGGCUGACCGGUCGCACCGCUGACGACGACGUGGCCCGGAUCAAGGCUUGGGACAUUGCAAUCGACGCACAAUUGGCCGGUGGUGAUGCCGAAGUGAGCCGAAGCCGACUGCUCCUGACCAUCUUUGGCGCAGGGACUUUACCCCGGUCACCUUUGCGGUUGAUGCUGAAAACACUCCAUUGUCGAGUGCUCCUGUGGAAUGUGGGCUCACUCGGAACUGGAGUAUCCAGGAUCGCUAACCGCGUCGGGAAGUUUUUUGCCAACAGGCAAUGGGGUCGCGCCAAAGACUCACACAAUAAUUUACCCCUGCAUCAUCCGGAUCCUCUCCCUCCGUAUCUUGCGCACAUGCUUGAGAUGCCGUGCGAUCACGUCUUCCUGGACACGGUUUGUCAGAGGGCGUACAAUUUGAUGUAUGACCGACCCACGCAGGAAGAUUCUCCCAAUCCUCUACUGGACGUGGUGGUAGAAGAUCAUGCAGUCAGAUCACCGCUUGAUGCUGUUGCCGCCUGGCGCUCAAUGCUGUCAUUGACAGAGGCUUUGGAGCUGUCUCUACACUCCUCCGAGGCCUCCGACCGUGUCCAAGAGCACUUGGGGGCGGCGCUCAAGAUCGCGCCACCCGGAUCCGCCGCCGAAACGCGAGCGUUGGCUGCAAGCUCGGUCCUAAGCAAGACUGCUCGCACGGACUAUUUCAAGCGAGCGUCCGAUGCCAUGCAGGUUUUGUCCACCCCUGCCACGCACCCCGAAGCUGAAACUCGGCCUCCUUAUUUCAUCGACUCGUCCACUCCGCCAUCUGCUAGAACUGAUAUUGUGAAUUGUUUGCAUUGCGCGGAAGCCUUGCAGAUCCUCGAUCGCGAAGAUCACAGCCCUCGGGACAAUCAAGAGGCGGCAUUGGCCUUUUUCCAUUCAAAGACUAUUGGGAUCGAAAACACGCACCUGUUGACGCAGGCGGCAAGGAAGCAUCUUCUCCGGCGUCUGCCAGCUAUUGAGAACCCAGCAACGGCUGGAAGAGAAGAGGUUCGCGUUCUACCACACGAUCACAGAUUCGCGGCUGACGUGAUGGGUAUGCAAAAUAGCCAAACCAAGAUCCCACGCCGGUACAGUGAGACCAGCACCGACUCUGGUUAUGACAGUCAGGAUACCUCUAUAUCCUACUGGGACAUGGAUAGUGGGUGA